Molecule: messenger RNA, 2770 nt
Organism: Mesocricetus auratus (golden hamster)
Lineage: Eukaryota; Metazoa; Chordata; Mammalia; Rodentia; Cricetidae
Gene: Pxk
Product: PX domain containing serine/threonine kinase like
Exons: 19
Coding region: 406-1896 (496 amino acids)
Biological process (GO): protein targeting to lysosome; endosome to lysosome transport; early endosome to late endosome transport
Cellular component (GO): late endosome; extrinsic component of endosome membrane; early endosome
Molecular function (GO): phosphatidylinositol binding; actin binding; ATP binding
Source: RefSeq, a predicted model, not a curated record
GUUCUUGGCGGCCGCGGCGGCGGCGUUGGCCCGGGAUGGCUUUCAUGGAGAAGCCCCCGGCCGGCAAGGUGCUGCUGGACGACACGGUGCCGCUGACAGCGGCCGUCGAGGCGAGCCAGAGCCUGCAGUCGCACACGGCCACAUGGACAGCACUGUCUUCUUGUCAUUUCCUCUCUGCCUCGCUGCUGCGACGGGGGACAGUUCUCACUCACUUUUGGGUCUCAGUCUGGUAGCCUUUCAUAGGUGUGUGCCAGAUGGGAAUAUAUCAUCAGGGUACAAAGAGGAAUUUCCACAGAAAACAGCUGGCAGAUUGUGCGAAGAUACAGUGACUUCGAUUUACUUAACAGCAGCUUGCAGAUUGCAGGCCUGAAUUUGCCUCUUCCUCCCAAGAAACUGAUUGGAAACAUGGACCGUGAAUUCAUAGCCGAGAGACAGAGAGGCCUGCAGAACUACCUUAAUGUCAUCAUGGCAAAUCACGUCUUGUCCAAUUGUGAGCUUCUUAAGAAGUUCCUAGACCCAAACAACUACUCUGCAAACUACACCGAGAUCGCCUUACAACAAGUUUCCAUGUUCUUCCGAUCGGAACCCAAGUGGGAGGUGGUGGAACCCCUGAAAGACAUAGGUUGGAGGAUAAGGAAGAAAUAUUUCCUGAUGAAAAUUAAAAACCAACCAAAGGAACGACUAGUGUUGAGCUGGGCUGAUCUUGGCCCAGACAAGUACUUGUCAGAUAAAGAUUUUCAGUGCGUUAUCAAGCUUCUGCCUUCCUGUGUGCACCCUUACAUAUAUCGGGUUACCUUUGCCACGGCUAGCGAAUCCUCAGCAUUGCUGAUUAGAACCUUUAAUGAAAAAGGAACGUUGAAGGAUCUGAUCUACAAGGCAAAACCAAAGGACCCCUUCCUAAAGAAGUACUGCAACCCUAAGAAAAUCCAGGGCCUUGAACUCCAGCAAAUAAAAACAUAUGGACGGCAGAUAUUAGAGGUACUAAAGUUUCUCCACGACAAGGGGUUCCCUUAUGGCCACCUCCACGCGGCUAAUGUGAUGAUGGAUGGUAACACCUGCCGGCUGCUAGAUCUUGAAAAUUCCUUGCUGGGUCUACCUUCCUUCUACCGACCCUACUUCACACAAUUCAGGAAGAUCAAUACACUGGAAAGUGUAGAUGUUCACUGCUUUGGACACUUACUGUAUGAAAUGACUUACGGACGACCCCCAGACUCCGUGCCUGUUGACUCCUUCCCUCCUGCACCAUCCAUGGCUGUAGUGGCCGUGUUGGAGUCUACGCUGUCUUGUGAAGCCUGUAAAAAUGGCAUGCCUACCGUCUCCCGGCUCUUACAGAUGCCAUUAUUCAGUGAUGUUUUACUAACAACUUCUGAAAAGCCACAGUUUAAGAUUCCCACAAAAUUAAAAGAGGCUUUGAGAGUUGCCAAAGAAUGCAUAGAAAAGAGACUCGUUGAAGAACAGAAGCAGAUUCACCAACAUCGAAGACUAACGAGAGCUCAGUCACACCACGGGUCUGAAGAAGAAAGGAAAAGGAGAAAGAUCCUAGCUCGGAAGAAAUCCAAGCGGUCUGCCGUUGAAAACAGCGAAGAGCAGCCAGCGAAGCUCAGCUCCAACAACUCAGCAGGGUCUGGGGCCAGCUCACCCCUCACGUCUCCGUCGUCUCCAACUCCACCCUCCACAGCAGGGCUAUCUUCUGCAUCCCCUCCACCUCCUCCUCCUCCUCCUCCGCCUCCACCAGCAGGGCCCUCGACCUCAGGCACGGAGAUGCCUGUCCCGCUCCUGCCCCAGGAUGUGAACGGCGUGAACCGCGGGGCCUUGCUCAGCUCCAUCCAGAAUUUCCAAAAGGGAACUUUGAGGAAAGCCGAAACCUGUGACCACAGUGCGCCUAGGAUCGGCUGACGCUUCCUGUUUACACCAGGAGGGCGAGCUCUUGGCUGUUGCACUCCGCCUAAGUCCCUCUUCCUAGGCGAGUCCUGCAGAGCCAGCACAGCCAGGCUCCAGGGUGAGACGAGGGGGGCCAGCACUGCUCCUCAACACUUGCUCCCUGUGACUCUGAUGGGCUUCCUUUGGGGGCAGCAGCGCGUGGGAGUCAUUAUUUUCACCAGCUAAAGGAAAACGACAGAGAAGCAUAAGCAGUGGCAAUGUUCUGUCACACAGUGACUGGCCUAUUGCGACCCUCCUACUCCAUCAGAAGUGUUCUCCUAGGUCAUUCUCUGAAGCUUCUGUGGUUGUUUCUUAGGUAGUUCACCUCAGCCGCUAACACUGUAACAAGGCCGUCACACUGCUGAGGCAGAGGCAAGAGCUCUCUUCAUUCUCUUUCCAAGGGCAGGGGAAGGAAUCUCACGGUGGUUGAGAGCAGUCACACUGGAUUCCAUAGUCUCUUCAGUUAGGAUGUACCAAAACAGACAGAAACAUUAACCACAGAAAAAUCUCUUGCCAGUUAAGACAUUGUCUCAGUCCUCGUAAGUCCAGGUUGGGAUAGAGGGAGAGUCAUCAUUACAAGUGAAUCUGGUCUAUGGCAAUCACUUCUAUUUGAUUUAUCCAACUUCGGCAUCUUUUUUGAUGUUAUUCGGUUAUUAGAAACCUUUCAUUCUGUGAUUUGCUUAAACCUUUAAAUUGCACUUUAAAGGAUUAUUAAAAAAUCCAUUUUAAAAUUCAAAUGCACACAUCAGUGUUGGUUACUAUGCAGAAAGAAUGUCAUUGUAUAUAAUUUCAUGUAAUCUGUGAUACAUACUCAGCUGUAUUUUGUAUUAAAAUAAAUCAUGUGAAAACA